Trichomonas vaginalis G3 is the source of this 1473-nucleotide messenger RNA. RefSeq names its product armadillo (ARM) repeat-containing protein family. Gene Ontology annotation, cellular component: protein phosphatase type 2A complex; cytoplasm. The record is from RefSeq and is a predicted model, not a curated record. Gene Ontology annotation, molecular function: protein phosphatase regulator activity. The coding region runs from base 1 to 1473 and encodes 490 amino acids. NCBI's taxonomy places the organism in Eukaryota, Parabasalia, Trichomonadida, Trichomonadidae. Gene Ontology annotation, biological process: protein dephosphorylation. The transcript has a single exon.
AUGGAAAUUGCAAAAUUAGCUCUCUCUCCUAAUUUAAGUGAUAAAAUAAUGUUUGUAAACCAAUUAGGAGAACUCACUUCUAAGUUUGACGAAGAGUUUAUCAAUAAACAGCUCUUACCUUUUCUGAUUAACUGGUAUAAUUCAAAUCAGAUCGAAAUCGGUCGAGUUUUAUCAACAAAGCUCUCGUAUUUAGUAUUCGAUGCUGUUUCAAAAGCUGCACUGACAACUCUCAUUUGUGUAUUGGCUCUUUCAGAUGAUCGUAUUAUUCGAACAAACAUCAUAAACUUCUUUUCAACACAUAAAAACAAACAGCUUUUACUAUCUUUGUGCGGCCGCUUAUCGAAAUCCAAUUAUGAUAGUGUGAGAUGCCUUGUUCCAAAACUCAUUACAUCUCUUACAAGUACUGAAAACCAGAAGAAGCUAGUUGAGGUAUUAUCUGAAGACAAAUCAUACUGCGUCAAAGAAACGCUAGUGAAGAUGAUUCCUAAAUUCUCAGAAACCCUUCAAUUAUUUACUAUCCAAAAAAUGUUAAAAUGCAAAGAACCAAAGCUAAGACAAAUAUUGGCUCUUGUUACAAAAGAUACAAAACACUUUAAUACAGAAGUUUUCCCAGCCCUUAUCAAAGAUUCAGAUUGGUACGUACAGGCAUCAAUUUUAAAGGCAGCUGGUGAAACAAAAGAUCCAGCAGGUUUGAUUAAAGAUAUAAUCGAGCAAUACACUGGAAAUUGGGAAAUUAAGGUUAGCGUUAUCAAGUCGUUAACUGCAAUAUUGAAAGCGUUUCCUGAUACAAAGUUUGAAGAAGAAAAAGAUAUAUAUGAGCUUUUUAAGGUCGCUUUCCCUGAAAUGAUUGAAUCUUAUCUUGGUCAAGUCGUGAUCAACCUUUUAUUAGAAUUGAUCAAAAGGAAGUUCUUUGCUGCAGAUUCUAAUGAGUUCAGAAACAUAAUUUUGAGUAUUUUUAACUCAAAUUACCAAAAUAAUUGGGGAUACUUCCUUAAUCAGACAAUUUCACGCACAGACUUCAAUUUCGUUGAGUUUGUCAUGGAAAUUCAUAUCCAACUCGCCGUGAAAUGUCUCCAAUCCCAUGAUUGGCGCCAAAGAGCCAAAUUGAUGGAAACUUUCGAAGGAAUGUACAAGAAAAUCGAAACAGAAAACACACAUCAAUACAUUAUCAACCUUGCUCUAUCAGCCUGCCAAGAUACUACACAGCCAGUCAGAGUUGCAGCAUCAAAUUUCCUCGUAAAAAUCGCUGAGAACAAUUUCGAGGAAUUAUCAAAGAUGUUUUCACUUUUAAUCGACUCUGACAACUUCAGGAACAGACAGGUUGGAUUCAUGAUCGCGUUGGGACUUCUUCAGAACUCUAAAAACGAAGAAAUCAUUAAUUUCGCGAAAGUAUCUGUCGAGAAACUUAAGAAUGAUCCACAGGAAACUGUUAGGAAUAUUCAAUUACUUUAUGAUGACAUGAAUGGUCAUUGA